Molecule: messenger RNA, 2818 nt
Organism: Pseudogymnoascus verrucosus
Lineage: Eukaryota; Fungi; Ascomycota; Leotiomycetes; Thelebolales; Thelebolaceae
Exons: 3
Coding region: 248-2818 (856 amino acids)
Source: RefSeq, a predicted model, not a curated record
GUAACAGGUGGAAUAAGGGUAGCAUCCACCCAUGAGCCAUAUCUGCCAAAGGACAGGGGGGGAACCUAGAGCUAUGCUCAGCAACCUGCCUAAGAAAAAUGUCCUUCUUCCGAUGCGAUGCCGCCGUCAGCCACACGAAGAGCCCCCUCUCUUCCUCCCACAGAAAGCAGUUAUCCCCGCUGACUUGUCUCAUUAAAGGUCCCAAGGUAAGCCGCAAUCGAGGGAUUGGGCCUGGACAACCUUCAUAAUGCAGACCUUCGUCGUCAACCUGCUUCUCUCUCUCGGGAUUGCAUCAACAGCAUCUGCCACGGUGCUGCUCUACCCAGAUAGUCUUCCCUCGACACUUACCGUAGAGUGCACCAAUGCCCUGACCGUCGAUGUCACGGCCUGCGAUCCGCUGGUGAGGGACCUCCGCCCAGACGUCUUCUACCCGCCCGCGUCACUGACGCGCAUCUGCACCACCGGUUGCUCAUCCGCUCUUGAUACAUGGCGGUCAUCAGUACAGUCCGGGUGCUUGAACCAGACCAUCACGGUCGACCUUGAGGUCGAGGCCGCGGCGGUCUAUAUUCCUGGAGCGCUGCAGUUCUACUUUCAGAAUGCCUGCCUCAAGGACGACGAGGGGCGUUUCUGCGGACCAGUUGCAGCCCUGGCAGCGGCCUUCUCGGAUCCCGGUAUUAGCCCUUUCAACUACAUUAGCAACACCACGGACCAGGUGCGACCCGAUGACUGCGACAAGUGCCUGGUCGAGCGUCUGCGGCUGCGCGAGGGGUCACCGUACGGUGACGGGCCUAUUGCAGCCAGCAUGUCGCUGUACGAGAGCAUGACGGCGAGUUGCAGCAUUACGGGGCGCCCCGUCGCAACAACGACCAUCGACUACUUCACGGCGGCCCCUGCUCCAACGGCCAAGGUGUGUGAGGGGUCAACCUACACCAUUAAAGCCUCAGAAGACUGCUACACCAUAUCCAAGAGCCAGGGCGUUGGCACCAACUGGCUGCUAGCCGACAACGACCUAGAGGCCUUCUGCACUAACUUUCCCGCCGUUGGCACCUCUCUCUGCAUUACCAACCAGUGCACCACUGUCACCGUCCCCAAUAAUGCGACGUGCGAGGCCGUGGCUGCAGCAGCCAACAUCACCGAGACGCAACUCAUUGCCUGGAACCCUUCCAUUAGCUACGGGUGCGCAAACCUUCCCAAGAUGAACGGCUCCGAAAUCUGCGUCGAUGCUCCUGGCCGCAAGUUCGUGAUCCCCAGCGACACCUCCGCCUUGCCCCCUCUUACCCCCACCACUGCGGCUCCCAAGCCCACUGACGCAGCAGACGGCUCCGGCGGUGCCGACAAGCCUUGCGGGCGGUGGUACUCGGUCCAACAAGGCGACUAUUGCAAUCUCGUUGCCAUCAAAUUCGGCAUUACCCUCCCCGACUUCUUCUUCCUGAACCCGGCCGUCAAUACCAACUGCACCAACCUCUUUGCAUUGGAGUCUUACUGCGUCGCCGCAGUGGGCGAUAUCAACACUUAUACGGGCCGCCCUGGUUACGCCAGUGUCACCCUGGACCCCUCUGCGCCCUUCACCGGAAUCCCCUACACCGAGCGCCCCGACGCCACCGAGAACCCCUACCCCCGACUAUACACGCCCCUCCCCGAAGCCACGGGCACGCGCGACGACUGCGUGCACUACUUCGCCGGAGACGACUUCCAGUUCAACCUCACCGGCUCCACCUUCGGCAGCAACUGCCAACUCGCCGCGGACACCUACAACGUCGACCUUGAGGAAUUUGGCUUGUGGAAUCCCGGCCUCGGCAACGCCUCGGAUCCGGCGUGCGCAUUUGAAAAGGGCGUUCGCUACUGCGGCUCAUGGUAUAUCGAACAGGACAGUACAGCUACCCCAACUUCCGCGACACCACCAGGACCGACCAUGUCAGGCUCGCCCGCAGACUGUAACGAGUGGGUCCUCGUCACGGACGGGUUGUCCUGCGCGGACCUGGUCUCUGAAGCCGGCAUCACCCUCGGGCAAUUCCUAGCAUGGAACCCGGCCGUUUCAUCAGACUGCUCGAUCAACUACUGGGUUGACGAAGCCUACUGCGUCGGUAUCUCGGGCGACGACGGCAGUUCAACAACCACCGGAUCCCCUACAAGCACCGGCGGUCCCACAACCACAAAACCAACGCCGCCUGGCCCAACUAUGACUGGCUCGCCUGCCGACUGCAACAAGUGGUCCCUCGUCACCGAUGGCCUCUCCUGCACAGACAUGGCCACCCAGGCUGGCAUUUCCCUCGCACAAUUCCUAGCGUGGAACCCGGCUGUAAGUUCCGACUGUUCCACCAACUACUGGCUAGGCGAGGCCUACUGCGUUGGUAUCUCGGGUGACGACAGCAGUCCAACAACCACCGCAGCUCCCACAAGUACCGGUGGUCUCACGACCACAAAACCAACACCGCCUGGCCCAACCAUGACCGGCUCGCCUGCCGACUGCAACAAGUGGUCCCUCGUCACUGAUGGCCUCUCCUGCACAGACAUGGCCACCCAGGCUGGCAUUUCCCUCGCCCAAUUCUUAGCAUGGAACCCGGCUGUCAGUUCCGACUGUAGCACCAACUACUGGCUGGGCGAGGCGUACUGUGUUGGUGUCGCUGGCGCCUCUACCCCGACGACGACUGCACCUACGACUACUUCUAAGCCAACGCCUCCUGCACCGACCAUGACCGGCUCGCCAGACAACUGCAAUAAGUGGGCUGUUGUGACUGACGGUCUAUCCUGCACGGAUAUGGCGAGCCAGGCGGGCCUUACAUUGGCACAGUUUUUGGCGUGGAAUCCGGCUGACUAG